AUGACGAUCUGUAGUUAUAACGCACGUACGUUUGCAUCGGAAGCGGCCAUCGAAGAUCUAAUUAUGCAAGCCAAGAAGAUCAAGUAUGACAUCAUCGUACUGACCGAGACGAGACGACGUCACCCUCUCAACGCCGUAUAUGAAACUGGAGAAGAACUGUUCUUAGGAGAAGAAGAAGUCGAAGCUUUCUAUAUGGACCUGGAGAAGUUCUACCGAGAAGAUCAUGUCUUCUACAAGGUAAUUGGCGAUUUCAACGCCAAAGUUGGCCCAAGAAGAACGCCGGAGGAACUUCACAUCGGGACCCACGGCCUACAGUGGAAUGAUCAGGAGGAGAGGCUCUCCGAGUUCAUCAUGACGACUAAGACCAUCCAUGAGAACUCGUUCUGCCUGACGGACGUCGCUGUUGUACCAAAGUUCAAUACGGGAUCGGACCAUCGCCUCCUCCGAGGAAGGUUUUCCUUCACAAGGAGAGCAGAGAAAGCCGCCAAGUUCAGAGAGAGAAAUCCCAGGACUAUCGUCAACUGGGAUCUCUUCGCUACGCUAGCCGGCUUUUGGGAAGAUCCCGCAAUGGACAACAUCGACGAGGAAUAUGACCGGCUUGUUGAACACCUUCACGACUGCGCGAAGAAGGCUGAGAGUUUUAAAACCACCAAGAGACGCCUGUCUCUUGAAACAGUUGAGCUGAUACGCCAGCGUGGAGCAGCACGAGCCGCAGGGAACCAAGAACUCACGUCCGAGCUCGCAAGGCUUUGCGGAGAUGGCGAUAAACGAAGACCUUAA
Messenger RNA from Necator americanus (New World hookworm), 780 nucleotides. RefSeq lists its product as uncharacterized. The transcript is spliced from 3 exons. NCBI's taxonomy places the organism in Eukaryota, Metazoa, Nematoda, Chromadorea, Rhabditida, Ancylostomatidae. Bases 1 to 780 code for a protein of 259 amino acids. The record is from RefSeq and is a predicted model, not a curated record.